AUGGUUGUCUGGUCUGCCCUUGCCCCCCACCACGGUCCUAUUGUGGUCACCCAUCUUGUAGCCUCCUCCUCUACCUUCAAGAAAACCGGAGGAGAGCCCGAGGUCCAAGCCUGUCACUCUGCCUCUUCUGAGCUGGCCAUAAACACGCUCGCCUGUCCCCAAGGAUCUAAAAAGAGCCACAGGGGGCAGCCCAGGGGGUGGGAGACGCUCCCAGGACCAGUGUUUCACCUCCCAGGCUGCUUCACCAAAACGACUCCACCAGCGUUAACGCUGGGGUUAUUUAACCGCUGUCAUUUCUCCGGGAACCAGGCAAAGCCGGCCACCACAGCCCCCUGGGCCGGGCGCAUUGCACGGGCACAGCAGCCGCAGGGCUUGCUGCUGCCUCCCAGCAGCUCCAGCCAGUUUGCUCUCAGCCAAGCUUCGCUGAGCCAAAACUUCAGCGAGUGGCUGUGGGAGCUGCCUCCUGCCCGGCCCUGGGACAUGUGUGGGGCUCAGGGUCGGGUGGCGAGAAACCGCAGAAAUGCCCAGGUUGCUGGAAGCAUUUUUAAAAUGAGCCCAGACAGCAGCGGCCGUCGUUACCAGGAGCUGCUGAGCAAACACGCGGAGCUGAACAGGCCUCAUAACUUGCUCAGCUUCCUGCAGUGCAUUCAGAGGUACUGCUCUGGGCGCUUCUCAUGUGGAUCCAAGCUGACCAAGAACAGACCGCUCGUGGACCAGGUGCGCGUUGGGCAGACCAGCACCAAGCAGAAGACCAACAAACCUACCUACAACGAGGAGUUCUCUGCCACGGUCACCGACGGCCAUCAGAUUGAGCUGUCUGUCUUCCACGACACCCCCAUCGGCUACGAUGACUUUGUGGCCAACUGCACCUUGCACUUCCAGGACCUCUUGCGCUCCGCAGGCCCCAGCGAGAGCUUCGAAGGCUGGGUGGAUUUGGAGCCAGAAGGCAAAGUGUUUGUCGUCAUAACUCUUACAGGCAGCUUCACGGAAGGCACCCUCCAGAGGGAUCGAAUUUUUAAGAACCUCACUCGGAAACGCCAGCGGGCGAUGCGAAGGCGAGUGCAUCAGGUUAACGGGCACAAAUUCAUGGCAACUUACCUGCGACAGCCUACGUACUGCUCACACUGCAGGGAGUUCAUCUGGGGCGUGUUUGGGAAGCAGGGAUACCAGUGCCAAGUAUGCACCUGUGUUGUACACAAGCGCUGCCAUCAUCUAAUUGUCACAGCUUGCACGUGCCAAAACAAUACUAACAAGACCGAUCUCAAGGUAGUCCAGCCUGACCAGCAAGGAAACCAGAGCGGGCUCGCAGCAGGUGAGGUGACUGAACAGAGGUUUGGUAUCAACAUUCCUCAUAAGUUCAGCGUCCACAACUACAAAGUCCCGACCUUCUGCGACCACUGUGGCUCCUUGCUCUGGGGAAUCAUGCGACAGGGCCUGCAGUGUAAAAUCUGUAAAAUGAACGUCCACAUCCGAUGCCAAGCCAAUGUUGCACCGAACUGUGGGGUGAACUCAGCAGAGCUUGCUAAAACCUUGGCAUGCAUGGGUCUGCAACCAGGAAGCAUUUCCCCAAAUUCG
Messenger RNA from Egretta garzetta (little egret), 1575 nucleotides. RefSeq names its product protein kinase C eta type. Lineage: Eukaryota; Metazoa; Chordata; Aves; Pelecaniformes; Ardeidae. The transcript has 11 exons. The annotation marks the transcript as partial. Gene Ontology annotation, biological process: protein phosphorylation. The record is from RefSeq and is a predicted model, not a curated record. Gene Ontology annotation, molecular function: ATP binding; protein serine/threonine kinase activity.